This is a messenger RNA of Lodderomyces orthopsilosis Co 90-125, 810 nucleotides long. RefSeq names its product carboxymethylenebutenolidase. The record is from RefSeq and is a predicted model, not a curated record. Bases 1 to 810 code for a protein of 269 amino acids. Lineage: Eukaryota; Fungi; Ascomycota; Pichiomycetes; Serinales; Debaryomycetaceae. The transcript has a single exon. Gene Ontology annotation, molecular function: hydrolase activity.
AUGUUGAUCGAGGAUUCAUUCACCGACGUUAAAACCAGCGAUGGAACUAAAAUGAGAAUCUUUAUCUUUCAUCCAAAGAUACCCAAUUAUCCACAAGUCAAAUUUCCUGGGGUAGUCGUUUACAGUGAGAUUUAUCAAGUUACACCACCAGUUGCUAGAUUUGCCAGAGAUAUUGCAGGACAAGGUUUCAUUGUUGCAUGUCCUUCGGUUUACCAUAACUUUGAGGGCCCUGAGGCAUUGGCUUAUGACGAUGAAGGGACCGACAAGGGUAAUAGAUACAAGAUAGAGAAGGAAUUGAGUUCAUAUGACGAGGAUUCCAAGUUGACCAUUGAUCACUUGUUGAGUUUACCUACGUGUAAUGGUAGCAUUGGUGCAACAGGUAUGUGUUUGGGUGGUCAUUUGGCAUUUAGAACUGCGUUGGAUCCUCGCGUCAGUGCAGCCGUCUGCUUCUUUGCAACUGAUAUUCAUAUCCAUGCACUUGGUAAGGGUAAAAACGAUGACUCUCUAAAAAGAUGCGGUGAGAUCAAGGGUGAGUUGGUUAUGAUUUUUGGUGACAAGGAUAACCAUGUUUUUUUGGAAGGAAGAGAUUUGAUUAGAAGUGAAUUGAGACGUAAUAAAGUACAAAUGACCUUUAUCGAAAUCAAUGAUGCUCAACAUGCAUUUAUCAGAGAUGAAAAUAGUAAGGGGAGAUACGAUCCAGCUGUUACAAAGUUGUGUUUCGACUGGUUGUUGGAAUUGUUCAAUCGUAAAUUGAAAUUGGAUUAUGGCGACCACGAUGGGAAGGACAGGGUCAUCGAAGAUGUUUGUUAG